Molecule: messenger RNA, 2152 nt
Organism: Austrofundulus limnaeus
Lineage: Eukaryota; Metazoa; Chordata; Actinopteri; Cyprinodontiformes; Rivulidae
Product: cytochrome P450 2K1
Biological process (GO): xenobiotic metabolic process
Cellular component (GO): intracellular membrane-bounded organelle; cytoplasm
Molecular function (GO): heme binding; iron ion binding; oxidoreductase activity, acting on paired donors, with incorporation or reduction of molecular oxygen, reduced flavin or flavoprotein as one donor, and incorporation of one atom of oxygen
Source: RefSeq, a predicted model, not a curated record
AGGAGGAGCUGAGCAGGGUGGUUGGAAGCCGUCAGGUUGGGAUGGAGGACAGGAAGAACUUGCCGUACACUGAUGCUGUGAUCCAUGAGACACAGAGGUUUACAAACAUUGCCCCUCUUGCUGUUCCUCAGUUCCCAAGUAAAGAUAUCACCUUACAAGGCUACUUCAUCCAGAAGGGAACAACAGUUCUUCCUCUUCUCACUUCCGUCCUGCAUGAUGAGAGUGAAUGGGAGAGCCCUUACAGAUUUAACCCGUCUCAUUUCCUGGAUAAUGAGGGGAAAUUCACCAGGAAAGGGGCCUUCAUGCCCUUUGCUGCAGGUCCCAGGGUGUGUCUUGGAGAGGGUCUGGCCAAAAUGGAGCUCUUCCUGUUCUUCGCUUCCCUCUUGCAACAUUUUCGUUUCACUCCCCCACCUGGUGUUUCAGAAGAUGAACUGGAUCUGGAACCAGUUGGUUUUCAGCUGUGAAAAGGUUGGAAUGAAGCUUCAGGUCAAAAAGGACUCAGCAGAAGCUCACAGGUCAUAAGAGCAUGAUGGAAGUUAUUCUUCAAUACCCCACUUCAGUCUUACUGUUUGGGGYCUUUGUUGCUCUGCUGCUCUUCCAUUUUCUUCACUCCAGUUCCCAACRAAAGACAGAACCUCCAGGACCCAGAGCUCUUCCUCUGUUUGGUAACCUGUUCCAGUUGGAUCUGAAGAGACUCGACCAAAGUCUCUUUGAUCUUUCCAAAAUUUAUGGACCAGUUUUUCAAGUCUACCUUGGACCACAAAAGGUAGUGGUUUUGGCAGGUUACAAGACCGUCAAAGAGGCUCUGGUCAACCAGGCUGAUGAGUUUGGAAACAGAGAUAUAUCCCCACUUUUCUAUGAUUUGAACCAGGAAUAUGGUAUUAUAUUUUCAAAUGGGGACAACUGGAAAGAAAUGAGGCGCUUYGCUCUGACAACACUGAAAGAUUUUGGAAUGGGCAAAAAGAUGAGUGAGGAGACCAUUACUGAGGAAUGUCGCCAUUUGAUUCAAGCAUUUGAACAAUUUGAAGGUAAAGCCUUCGACAACACUCAGGCCAUCAACUACGCAACUUCAAAUGUGAUUUCAGCUCUAAUGUUUGGAAGGAGAUUUGAAUACAAAGACCCRACCUUCCAAACAAUGGUGAAAAGAGAUAACGAGAUCAUUCAUCUGAUGGGAACAGCCUCCAUUGUGAUUUACAACUUGRUUCCUUGGUUGGGCCCUUUCCUUAAAAACUGGACGAAAUUGAUGAGCAACAUGGAAGACACUAAGRCAGAUAUCAGGAGGAUAAUAGCAGAUCUAAAGGAAAGUCUGGACCCUGAGAACUGCAAAUGCUUCAUAGAAGCAUUUCUGAUCCGUAAAAAUAACCUGGAGGAUUCAGAAAUGAGGAACUUGCACUACCGAGAUGAAAACCUGCUGUACAGUGUAAUCAAUUUGUUCGCAGCUGGAACUGAUACCACGGCCAACACUCUGAAGUGGUGUCUCCUUUACAUGGCUAAGUUUCCUCAUUUUCAAGAUGGUGUUCAGGAGGAGCUGAGCAGGGUGGUUGGAAGCCGUCAGAUUGGGAUAGAGGACAGGAAGAACCUGCCGUACACUGAUGCGGUUGUUCACGAGGCACAGAGAUACGCAAACGUCGUCCCUAUGGCCCUUCCUCACAAAACGAGCAAAGAUGUCACCUUACAGGGCUACUUCAUCGAGAAGGGAACAACUGUGUUUCCUCUCCUCACAUCUGUCCUGUAUGAUGAGAGUGAAUGGGAGAGUCCUCACAGUUUUAACCCUUCCCAUUUCCUGGAUAAGGAGGGUAAAUUCAUCAGGAGAGAUCCCCUCAUGCCUUUCUCUGCAGGUCGCAGGGUGUGCCUUGGAGAAAGUCUGGCCAGAAUGGAGAUUUUCCUGUUCUUCGCCUCACUCCUUCAGCAUUUUCGUUUCACUCCCCCACCUGGAGUUUCUGAAGAUGAAAUAGAUCUAAAACCAGUUGUGGGCUUGACCCUCGCUCCAAAACCUCAGAAACUGUGUGCUGUUUACCGCCUUUAAAGAGGAGAGCUGGAACUGUCUGGUACAGUCUUGUUUAGCCUAUGUCAUGACACAAAUGUUGCAAUGUCUGAAAAAAACCUUUUUAUCAAUAAAGUUCAAAUGAAUGUGUUGUUGACWGUUGCAUUA